UUAAGUGUUUAAUUAAGUGUUUAAGUAUAGCUACAUUGUAGAGGUUUGUUUUAUAAAACGACGAAACUUAUCACAAAUAUCAUAACUUUACGAACAAUUGAAAGUGGAGGCGACCUAACCUAUAAAGACAUGCUUAAGUAAAGGAAGAUUUGACCAUGUUUAAAACAAUUCUGCAACAGACUGCGAUUUUAUUGAAAUUAAAUUAGGUAUUUCAUAGAACUGCAGUAAGUCAAAAUCAGCUCACAUGAUAAAAAUGGUUUGGUCUAUCCUGCACAUGUUAUUACUGAAAGCAUCGUAAAGAGCCCCAUAAAAGGUACGAUUGAUCUGUUGAAUCCGUCGGUUCCGACCGAUUGAAACCACGAUAUCGGUACGGUGUGUCGAGAUCGUUAACGAUCUACUUAACCCUCGACUUAACCUAAUGGGGUAUUGGUAAACGCAAUGAAAACUCAUGAAAUGGUGAAUAUAAUUGUAUUGAUGAAUCGACAGUAUAUGGUCUCUUUGCGGUCAAUCUCGUUUGCACAUAUUGAAUUAUGUGAGCACAAUACUGUUGCGUUUCAAACAUCUGAAUGAUCGAUCAUAACGACCAAUCAUUUUGUGUGUGAGUGGUAACCUUUGACCAAUCUACCGUCAUGAUAUCCUUUCAGACUGAACGCUAUAUGGGGCCUUUAUGUGUUUGUUACCAUUCGCUUACGGUCAUCUUAAUAUUUUUUUGUAUUGUGGAGAUUGAGGUAAUUUUGUAGGAGGCGAAAAUUCUUCACCGCCUCUUGGUAGUGUGCAUUUUACGUAAACUGGUUUGUUCACGUUAUACUAAAGAACAACUGUAAUCACUGCUCUUUUUUCCGUAACUUUAGAGACAGUGUGCCAAUGACACUUUUUUAAAUUAUAGGCCCUAGGACCAAACCAACCGUAGUCAUGCCCAAAGACUUUCAUCUUAUGAGCAAAAGGCGUAAGAAUCAGUUGAUCCAAUUAGGAGUAGACCAGAUUCUAAAUACUGAUAAAGAUGAAGAUAUUGGACAAACAUCUCCUUCUGCAUCUACGACAUGUAGUUUAUUCUCUGAUACUUCACUUGAGUUUCCAGGAUGUCUUAUGCGGUAGUGACAUUCACAAACAGUAGCGACCAUCCAGAUGAAAAUGACUAUUGUACGUCUGAAAUUCCAAUGUCAUGGUUGUGUAAUAAUAACACAAAAUGUUGGUGGCCCACUUCGAAUAAGAAUGUAGGUUCGCUUAUUUCUAAAGGUGCACCGCCAAAUACAGAAAAGUGGAGUGUGGAAGAUGUUGUAGUUGAACAGACGGGGGUUUCUCUUGAAAAGGGCAGGAAGAUUGCUAAUGAUCUAGAUUAUGCAUCAUCGGAUGAUGCCAGCAAGGGAAGAGGAAAAAGAAAAAUUAUUAAUCCUAGGAAGUCCACCUCAGAUGAAGAAUGCAAUACAAACAUAUCCUCUAAAAACUGGAGAAAAUUAACAAAUAUUGCGUUACCACCUCAGUUGCCAGGUUCAAAAGUUGAUAAUUAUGUUCUACCAAUCAGUCCAAUGAUUGCAGAAGAAGCUGGUGUGAGUGGUGAUCAGGAAAAUGAAAUCCAAUGUAUGCCAAUAAUUCUUGCAAGUGAAAACCAAAUUCAGUCAAUGCCAAUAAUUCUGUCAGAUGAACAAAAUUUGUUUCUAGAAAAUAAUGAAGUUAGAGGAAGUGAUGCACAUGUUGAAGAACAAUUUAUAGAUUUGGAUUUAUCUAUUCAGCAUUCUCAGUCUACUAUGAGCAGGACGCAGAAUGUCAUAGAAGAUCCAAAUACAAUAAGCGACUAUAUCGGCAGUUCGAAUGCUAAUAUUGGCGAACACCUCACAAAAAUUACGAGAAUGUUCGUAUCUAUCAAUAUGGCGCUAAAAAGCAUUGAUCAAAGACUAGGAAGACUAGAAACUGGGCCAGAAGGAGCAGUAUGUGAUAAUGAAGGAUUGGAACUGAUUAAAGGAUCUCUUCCAUUGAACGACAUCGAAGCCAUAACAGCAUUUGAUAAUUUGUUAUCCAAUAAAGAAGUUUCAAAACAAUUUAAGAAAUAUGUUACUGGAAUUGGAGGAAGCUGCGGCAAGGAUAAUAUCUCCCGCAUAUUAAAAAGUGUAUUUACAAAUGCCUGUGCUGUGAAUUGUUCCUGGAUGGGUCGAAAAAACAAUUUUGCUAUGCACAAGUUGCGCUGCAUUGCUAUAGUAAAAGAUGUGGUUUGCUCAAGUUUUUCCACUAAGGAAAAUGAAUUCGAGCAAAUGUGUAGUGAAUGGUUACGUUUUGCGAAACAGAGGCUCAACCGUGAAAAGUAAUCUAUAUGUAUUUAGGCAUUACUUUUAUUUUCAUUAGAUAUUUUGGAAAUUUGUGUAAAUGUAUGGAAAUAAACUUAAAAAAAUCUUU
Molecule: messenger RNA, 2388 nt
Organism: Photinus pyralis (common eastern firefly)
Lineage: Eukaryota; Metazoa; Arthropoda; Insecta; Coleoptera; Lampyridae
Exons: 10
Coding region: 1080-2300 (406 amino acids)
Source: RefSeq, a predicted model, not a curated record